This is a messenger RNA of Coregonus sp. 'balchen', 569 nucleotides long. NCBI's taxonomy places the organism in Eukaryota, Metazoa, Chordata, Actinopteri, Salmoniformes, Salmonidae. The record is from the annotation of a GenBank genome assembly.
AUGUCUAGUGGGCCUGUCCACGCCCUGAUUCUGUCCAAGGGAGAUAAUGUGGGUAAAAGAGAGUCUACUUCAUUGACAGCCAUCAUACAUCCUGAACACGCUGAGCUCAUCCAGCCAAAGAAAAAGUUUGGAUUCUCACUGCAGUUUGUAGAGUAGAACCAUUAUACAUGCAUAAUGCACGAUGGUACCACGUCAGGCGGACUUGAGGGGUUAGAUCAAACGUACCAGAAAUCAUCUACCAUUUCCUUGUAUCUAUUUCUCUUAAACUUCUGAAUGUUAGCCAGUUUGACAUGAUCUAGUUCGUUUUUGUAAAAUCUUUCAAAUUAGCUUAUUUUCAAGUACAAAGAUACAUCCCCUGAAAGGUAACAACUGGGGAACACUUCAUUUGGAUAGUCAUAGUUCAUUUCAUAUUAUUUAUGUAUGUUAAAUUAACCAUCUCGCUUAUCUCGCCACUGUAAUUGUGCUUCAUUCCUAGUCUGCAAGCCCAGUUUGCCAUCGACAAUGUGACCAUCAACCAGCUUCAUGGCAGCUCCACUCCCGAUGAGGCUCCGCGCACACACUGGCCGUGA